CGCCGCCACCACCACCAUCCUCCGUCACCGCUGUCGCGUAUCGUUUUCCUUCUUCCGUUUCUUAUUGCCUCGCCACCGCCGUCGCCGCUACCGCCACCGCCACCGACCCGGGCCAGCGCGGUCUUCCGCAGAGCACAGACACGCACGCACGCAACAAACUCCGCCCACGGCAGGGCGCGAACACCUUCCGCCGCCGGCCCCGUCCUCCUUCGUGGCCAACGGCGGUAAACCAAAGCUCCGCGGCGGCCGCAACCUCCGACCGACGAACCAGCCGCGAAAAAAAAACGCUUUUUUAACAGUCAGUCGCGCCGGUCCGCCCGUCCCCGACGACACGCACACCGCAGCGGCCGCACCACCGUCGUCACCACCGUCGACGUCGACGUCUUCGUAUAGUAUUCGCGGUUUUUUUCCCCGUCUCGUCACGUGAUUAUUUCGUUCUCGUCUCGUCACCGCCGAACAUGCACCUGUCGGAACCGAUGAGGAACCGUGACGGUUUCCUCAAGGCCGACGUGCUGGCCGAACGGACGCUGGACAGCCUCCUGGCCGAACAUCCCGGCGAGCUGGUCCGCACCGGUUGCCCGCACGUCGUGUGCACUGUGCUGCCCACGCACUGGCGGUCCAACAAGACGCUGCCGGUUGCCUUCAAGGUGGUGGCGCUCGGCGAAGUGCCGGACGGCACGCCGGUCACCAUUCGCGCAGGCAACGACGAGAACUUUUGCGCGGAGCUGCGCAACUGCACCGCCCUGAUGAAGAACCAGGUGGCCAAGUUCAACGACUUGCGGUUCGUCGGCCGGUCCGGUCGAGGAAAAAGUUUUACGCUGACUAUAAUGUUGAAUUCGUGUCCACCGCAAGUAGCCACUUAUUCCAAAGCCAUCAAAGUCACAGUAGACGGUCCCAGAGAGCCGAGGUCGAAAACCAGCCUAUUAUUUAACUCGUUUGCAGGAAACCAAGGGUUCCAUCCUUUCCACUUUGGACCUAGACCUUUCCCGUUCGGUACGCCACUGGAUCCAAAUAGAAUAGCAGAAUUGCCGUUAAAAUUGUCAGGUCUUGCCCACUCGUGGGGCACGUCGUUUUCCAGAGCUUUACCAUCGACCGCAUACCCCCCUUAUUUGGCUAACAAUUGCGGUCCGCCGACAUUUCAACACUCAAACUUCACCAACAUUUUUCCGUAUAACGGAACGACCACUGAAGUGAUUCAACAGCAGACGAUUAACACGGGCACAGAUGGCAACAACAGCAGCACCAGGACGGCGACAGAACCGUUAGGACCGAUCAGCGUCAACGUGAGCGUGGAUAGCGCGACGACCAGAAGCCACAGGACCGGGAUCAGGGGCCACAGGGGUCUAUUGACCACGGUGUCUGGAAGCGGCGCGCACAAGCGGCACCAUCACCAUCACCACCAUCACCACAAGCGACAUCGGGACAACCGGUCCGAGAAGAGUGCAGUGGUGGCGGUCACCGUGGACCGCUUGUCACCGACGGUCGUUGCGGCGUCGGCAGCCGCAGCUAUCAAUAACAACGACAACAACAACAACAACGGCAGCAGCGGUGGCGCCGGCGACGAACACGACAAGAAUAAACGGCGUGCGGCCGACGACGACCACCGCGUUAGGCGCGUGGCCAGGACGACUCCAUCGCCACCACCUCCACCAACGCUGCGACCUCCUCCACCCGCACAGCCUGUGGCUCAGCUUCCGCCGCAUAUCAUGGCAGCGGCCGCAGCCGCCGUGUCACCGCGUUCGCACCACCCGUCCGCGUCUGUGCCCCCGCCGCCCGUCACGCAACCCGUUCCGCUCGUGGCGCCGUCGCUGUUCAGCUUGUUCCUGAACGCGCCGCUUCUGCAGCCACACACGCAGUGGCUUUACUCUCAGCUGUACCCCAAUCCAUAUCUGAGUCACAUACGAAACACGAUGAUAUUCGACAACGAGUCGACGGCCGCUGCCGUGGCCGCGGCCGCGGCGCAGAAAGCCGUGGGCGGCGGCAUCGGUGGCGUCGUUGACGAGGGCGACGGGUCGGCGGCCGAGAACGAAUCUCCCAAAAAGUCACCCGCCGACGAGGGUGAGGCGGACGGCGGCGGCGGCGUCGGUGCUGACGAUGAAGUCGACCGCGACGGAGCAGACGCUUCGCCGGCCGUUUCGCCCAAAACCACCGCCAAACAGACAGACGUCUGGCGGCCGUAUUGAUACGUCCACCGUGGCCUUAGCGAUAUUGAUGAUAACGAUGAUGAUGAUGAUGAUAUAAUUCCAUGUGGUGACGCCGAAGUAUAUUUCAACAGGAGGGAUAUCCCUAAUUUUGAAUUAGAAUUUUUUAUAAUUGCACCACUCGAAGCGGACGUCUUCCGUAUACACGCGUACUAUUUAAAUUAAUGAUUAUACGUAAUACUUAUAAAUAUCUCAUUAGUGAUAAUAUGAUAUUGUCCCCAUAUACUAUCGUUCAUAAUACACCACCCAUCCAAACCCACCCUUAGUUUGAGGAACGCCGUGGUCACCCACCCCUCCUUAGUCCCGGGAUAUAGUUUCGACGCUAUACCGAUGCAAUGUUCUAUAGCCAUAGAUUGCGGACAUUGAUACUUCACUCUGUAUUGAGUGGCAUUUUUUUUUUCUCAGAAUAUAUUCAUGACCACGGUAAGCGUGUUGAUUAUUAAGUUAUUUUUUUCGUUAGCUCUUUUGUGAUAUUAUAGACUUGCGCAGGUCGACUGGUGAACGUAUUAAAAAAAAAUAUAUAUAAUUGUUAUCAUAUUAUAUUAUAAUUAAAUUACCAGUAUAAUAUUAUAUAUUAUUUUGCACGUAUCACCGUCUCCGUCACCACUAUCACCAUAGCACCAUCAGCACAGUGACCACCCGGCUGUUACCUUAUGUUGUAUAAGUACCUACCUAUAACCUGUAUUCCCGCCAUAACCACGACGCGUCAAUUAAUCCCGUUCGAUGUACCGAUGGUAAUAAUAAUAAUUAUAUAUAUUAUAUUAUGUUGGGCCACCCUAUUAUUAUGGACAUCACGUGUUAAAUAAAUCAUAUACCUAUCGUGUGAAAAUAAUGUUAAAUAUUGUAUGAUUGUAUAGGUAUACAAUAACCCGCUCCUGUACCUGCGCGUCCAUUAUAACCUGGUAGUAAGUAUAUGCAUAAUAUACAUUAUGGUAAUGUCCCACUUACUACCGUUUUAUUAUUAAUAUAUUUUUUUUUUUCAUCUGUGUAUUUUACGUUUCAAUUCUAUGUGUACGAUAUUAUUAUUAAUUAUUAUUAUGCAAAUAAAGAAAACAAUUAUUUGGUUGUUAACAAAAUUGAAUUGAUUUUUGGUAUGUCAUUUUAUUUAUUCAAUCUUACAGUCCUCAACAGUGGCAGAUUUAGGGAAAAGUAAAAAAUCCUAGAU
Molecule: messenger RNA, 3366 nt
Organism: Metopolophium dirhodum (rose-grain aphid)
Lineage: Eukaryota; Metazoa; Arthropoda; Insecta; Hemiptera; Aphididae
Product: protein lozenge-like
Exons: 5
Coding region: 459-2183 (574 amino acids)
Biological process (GO): regulation of DNA-templated transcription
Cellular component (GO): nucleus
Molecular function (GO): ATP binding; RNA polymerase II cis-regulatory region sequence-specific DNA binding; DNA-binding transcription factor activity, RNA polymerase II-specific
Source: RefSeq, a predicted model, not a curated record